This is a messenger RNA of Zychaea mexicana, 450 nucleotides long. RefSeq lists its product as uncharacterized. NCBI's taxonomy places the organism in Eukaryota, Fungi, Mucoromycota, Mucoromycetes, Mucorales, Lichtheimiaceae. The record is from RefSeq and is a predicted model, not a curated record. The transcript has a single exon. Bases 119 to 343 code for a protein of 74 amino acids.
CAAAUUCAGCAGGACAGAAGAGUAUGACAGCAGCAAUUACGUUUUUUGAUAUGUGCAAAAGAAGUGCAGGUAGGGGGGGAGUAAGGGAACUUUUUUUUUUUAUUGGAAAUUGGAAAGGAUGAGGUUGUAUGUACAGAUGGAUGCUUUUUUAUAUGGUAAAAUGGGUGUUGUUGCAAUAAGAACCACUUGCAUCCGUCUUUGUGUGGAUGGAUUAUGUAUAUGUGUAUGUAUGUGUAUGUGCAAGUGGAUCAUUAUUAUUAUCAUUAUUAUUCUAUUUCCAAACAUCGCACUCGGGAUGUCAAGGAUGUUGUGGCAGCCACUACAGCGGCAGCAGCAGCACUAGCAGCAGACGGGGCGGUGGAGUAUGGGCUGACCUGGUGACGAGAGGAUGCAAGGGCGGACGAUGAUGAGGACCAGCUUAAGAUCGGCCGACAUAAUGAUGGACGCGUG